This is a messenger RNA of Homarus americanus (American lobster), 948 nucleotides long. RefSeq names its product centromere protein V-like. The transcript has 4 exons. The record is from RefSeq and is a predicted model, not a curated record. NCBI's taxonomy places the organism in Eukaryota, Metazoa, Arthropoda, Malacostraca, Decapoda, Nephropidae. Bases 362 to 766 code for a protein of 134 amino acids. Gene Ontology annotation, molecular function: carbon-sulfur lyase activity.
UCGGUACAUCCUGCUGGUUUAGUUGUGGCUCUGACCGUCCCCCUGUCUACGACGCCUCUUGUCGCUCCUCCUCCUUCUUGUAGGUCUCUGUUUUUACUGCACCUUCCCGCCAACGUCCUUCUCCGACCUGCCCACACCCCCGCCAUCCCUAGUCGUCCGAGUCACAUCCCCGUCGUUCCUGGUCGUCUAGGUCAAAUCUUUUAGACCCCAAUCAUCCAUUCCAUCUGAGGCACCUGUGGGGAGGGGCACAGCAGAGACGUAAAUAACAAGUCCAGGUCUUCGUCAGCUGCAAGAGCAAGAAAAACAAUUGAACAUCAACAGUUUGGUUUACUCAAGCCGUCUUCUCAAACACCUCGGCAAUAUGGUGCACUUAACGGGGAAGGAGAGCAGCAUGGUGCGUCACGAGGGCGGUUGUCACUGUGGAGCUGUCAGGUUCCAAGUGGUCGCCCCACACUCACUCACUGUGCGAGAUUGCAGUUGCAGCUUGUGCGUCAAGAAACAAAACAAGCACUUCAUCGUUCCCUUCAGCCAGUUCAAGUUGUUGAAAGGUCACGAUUCUCUCACCACCUACUCCUUCAACACUCACGCAGCCAAACACAACUUCUGCUCCACCUGUGGUGUUCAGCCCUUCUUCAUCCCUUCUACAGAUCAGAGCGGCUAUGGUAUUGCACCUCACUGCCUGGAUGACGGAACUGUGAAGAAGAUAAAAUAUGAAAAGUGUGAAGGCAAGAAAAAGCAAGAAAAAGAAGUGAAGGCGAAGAAGUAAAUGAAGAAGACGAGAGAGAGAAAGACAGGCACCUUCCAAAACACAAUGACAAACUCAAUAUAAGAAUUAAACCAAUGACAAACUCGAUAUAAGAAUUAAACCAAUGACAAACCACAAUGAUAAGAGUCACUAACUUAUCAUUAACUUAACUAAGUUUUGUGUAAAAAUAAACCAGAAAUAAG